Molecule: messenger RNA, 546 nt
Organism: Aspergillus puulaauensis
Lineage: Eukaryota; Fungi; Ascomycota; Eurotiomycetes; Eurotiales; Aspergillaceae
Product: GFA family protein
Exons: 2
Coding region: 1-546 (181 amino acids)
Molecular function (GO): carbon-sulfur lyase activity
Source: RefSeq, a predicted model, not a curated record
AUGGCUGCAGCACCUGAGAACACAGCCCCCUGGUUUCCGCUUGCAGGGAGCGCCAGGGAUGGCUGGUCGACCAAGGAAGAGGCAACAGCUACAUGCUACUGCGGAGCUGUGCAGUUGGCAUUUCCAACACAAGGCCCUGGUCUUGUUGACACAUUUAUUUGCAACUGCACAGAUUGCCACAAGAUCACUGCAUCCAUGUUCGCGACCAAUUUUGUUAUCAACGACGCGUAUUUAAAGCACUUGCGUGGUAAAGACAUCCUCACCAUCUAUAGCCAGUCGAAGACCACGAUCACCGGCAAGGCAAUGACGAACUGCUUCUGUUCUGUGUGUGGCUCGCUUAUGUAUCGCACGAGUGAAGUGUUUCCAGGACACAGUGUGCUACGCACCGGCACAGUUGAUGAUUUUAGUCUGCAUGAGACGAAAUUGAAGCCAAGGGUCGAGAUCUUUACCAAGGACCGCGUGGGUUGGCUUUGCGGUGCAAAUGGCGUUGAACAGUUUAAGGUAGCACCUCCAACGCUUGGGGAUACCCCCGUUCCAAGUCCCUGA